GUUUCCGGAUAAUUUAGUGGAAAUGUUUAAACUAAAAGUAAUAAUUUUAUUUUUAGCUAUAUCUAAUGUUUUUUGUAAAAACACUACCUUAGAUGCUAUUGGAAAUUUUAUAAGAAACUAUAGAAAAUCUUUUAAUGUUAGCGAUGCCGUCUUCGAACCAUAUUCUGAUCUAGGACUUGAUAUUUAUCAAUUUUUGGCCAAAUAUCAGUAUCCAGUAGAAACUCAUUGGGUUAAAACCGAAGAUGGUUAUGUCCUUCGAAUGCAACGGUUAUUGGGAGGCCAAAAUGGAAGGCAUGCUAACACAACAGAUAAACCAGCUGUUCUCCUUAUGCAUGGUCUACUAAGUAGUGCCAUGGAUUUUGUAAAUUAUGGUCCAAAUAAAUCAAUUGCGUUGAUGUUGGCAGAUGAAGGAUAUGACGUUUGGUUAGGAAACAACAGAGGAACUACUUGGUCUAGGAUGCAUGAGACCUUAAAUCCGGAUACUGACGUAGAAUAUUAUGAUUACAGUUUCGACACAUGUGGUUACUACGAUCUACCAGCAAAAAUUGACUAUAUUGUCAAUAACACUGGACAGGAGAAGAUAUUUUAUAUAGGACAUUCCCAAGGAACAUCUCAAUUUUUUGCCAUGGCAGCUUUAAGACCAGAAUAUAAUGAGAAGAUCGCUUUAAUGUCAGCCCUAGCUCCGGUUGCCUAUAUGAAUCACAUGAGUUCGAUGAAUUUGAGGAUUGUGAGCCAAUAUCUUGAUAUUUUAGAAUUACUACUUGUGGAUAUUUUAAAUAUUCAUAGUCUACUAUCACAUUCUUGGAUUUAUACAGAACUGGCCAAAUUAUAUAUUGUAUUAACCGAUGUUAUACCAGCAGCCCAAGAGAUCGGGGCAUUGGCAGCAUUUUUCUCUAGUGGGUUUAAUAAUAGACAAUUUGACAGGACAUUUGUACCAAUAAUAUUGUCAAAUGCACCAGCCGGAAUAUCUUCAAAAAUGGCCAUACACUAUGGACAAGAAAUUGUGUCAGGUAAAUUCCGAAGAUACGAUUAUAAAUUACUAGGUAAUUUGGAAAAGUAUAAUUCGUCAGUCCCACCGGACUACAAUCUGUCGGCCAUUACUGCACCGAUUGCACUUUAUUACUCUAAAAAUGACUAUAUGGUAGCCGUUAAGGAUGUUGAAAGGUUGGCCAAGCAGUUACCCAACGUUGUGAAGUUACAAUUAGUCAAAGAUAGACGGUUUAAUCAUCUGGAUUACCUUUGGGCAAAAGAUGUGCACACAAUUCUCAAUGAUGAUCUGAUUGCCACUCUGAAUAAAUACAGACCAGUUGAGCCACCUCAGAACUCGGCAACUACCAUUUAUGGAAGCAUUGUUUUGUACCCAAUGGUAACAAUGAUUAUUGCUGUAUUAGCAAUAUAAUAAAAGAUUAUAUUUAAUACAU
This is a messenger RNA of Diabrotica balteata, 1421 nucleotides long. Lineage: Eukaryota; Metazoa; Arthropoda; Insecta; Coleoptera; Chrysomelidae. The record is from the annotation of a GenBank genome assembly.